ACAACAUGAUGGAACUGGGCUGCAGAAAAAUAGCAACAGAACACAGGCAACUGUUUGGUUUAUUACUGGUUUCUUACGGGGUUUGUGCUGCGUUUCCUCAAUAGUCAGGGAUAUAAACAGAUUCUUAUCCACCGUCCGAUACCAACAGACAGGACCUGAAUGCAUUAUGCAGCAGAACAAGAAAUCCUGGAAGUGAAGGUCUCCUCAGAGCCCCGACCUCAACAGCAACACAAUCAUUUCAUGAGGUUAUCGUGUGUGGAUCAGUUUUCUAAUGCAUGUUUACACAUCAAGACUGUAACAUGUGGUAGGACAAAGUAUCAGACCCAGUAAUAAACGCUUAUUACACACCUAUUUACACACCAAUAUGACCUUUGUUAGGAGGUAAAUUCAAAAGUAACCUUUAAACCAGUGUGAGUUAACUGGACAUUUCCUCUUUAUUUGUCCUUAGAAAGCUCUUCCCAAUGCAAAGCACAUGAAAACCACCAGAUGGCAUAUGUUUCGGGAACGCCAAAAAGCAGCCAGACGCAGUGCGUGUCAUGCAGACAGAUGGCGCAAUUGCUGCAAAAUGCUGACUCGUGCAAUUUUGCUAAAACCUAUUUUUUCAUAAACAAACAGCAGAGAACAGGGCCUGGCCCCAUUCUGUCUGCAGCUACAGACCGUGGUGCAUACACCUGGCUGUGCAGGACGAAGACACAGUCUGCAGCUUCUUGUCCAAGUCUGAGUCACAUUCCUGAUCAAUGAAGCUUAGCCCAAAAGUUUUUAAUACCAUGGAAUGGUAUGAAGCCUAGACUGCAGGGAGAGACGUGUAGUCUGGGUGGGAGGGAUAUUUCUAAAUGAAAAGGUAGAGAUGAUCCUGCAUUGAUUUCCUGCUCGUUGGGUGUAUUCUGGACAUGUACUGACACACAGUCAGGAAAAGGUAAAAAAAAUAAAAAACACACACGGGUUCCUGACUGCCUAUUGGUCCACAUUUUCCCUGUGCUGCCACAAUACUGCACACACGUGACCUCCCUGUUUUCAACCCAGUUGAACGCAUGUAUUAAAAGACAGGCCUAUGCUGUUGACCAGCACAGGCAGCAACAACACAGUAUUCAUGUGAGGAAGGCACGAUCCCUGCUGCUGCUGCUGCUGCUGCUGGAGUCGGAUCACCCUCUGGAAAGUGGACCAUGGCGACUGCCACGAGCAGCAGCAACUCAUCCACCGCCACGCUUCAGAUGAAGCACCCGAGUAUGGAGCAUACGCGGAAGCGCAUCGACCCACGGAGGAGGCAAGCAGCGCUGUCUUUCCUCAGCAACAUUUCUCUGGACGGCCGUCCCGUGCAGGGCGACGCAGAGGAGCAGAGUGAAGGAGGAGAUGGCUCUCUGGAGCCCAGGACUAGACACAGUUUCGUGCCCCCGGAGCGCUCGUCGUGCGGGUCUGCCUCCGCCGCCACUGCUGCUGCAGCAGCGGCGGCCGCCGCCACCACUGCAGCACAGGCGCUCGCCUUGGCGAACCAGGCUCUGCUGGGUGGCAGUCGGGGCAGCUUUGGGACGGUUCCCUCAGCAGCCCCGUCCGCUGCGGACGUGGAGGUGGACGCAUUCACGGCUUCGACAGUCAGCGCUCCUUUCUCCGCGGUGCCUCCCUCGACCAGAGGCAGACUGCAGACCUACACUCAGGGAAUCAUUCCUGCCUCCUAUUCCAGACAGUCCUCCCAAAACUACUGCCUGGAGGGUGGACAGAUAGCCAACUCUGCCGUGGAGCUGCAGAGGUCAAGACGAAGACUCAUCUCACAGCGGUCUUCGCUGGAAACACUAGAGGAUAUUGAGGAAAAUGCUCCUUUACGCAGAUGCCGGACCCUAUCUGGUUCCCCCCGACCAAAGAGCUUCAAGAAAGUCCACUUCAUAAAGAAUAUAAGGCAACAUGAUAUGCGCAACGGAAGGAUAGUCCUUAUCAGUGGCAGAAGAUCCUUCUAUAGUGUAUUUUCUGUCCUGCCCUAUCGAGAUUGUAGCCAAACAGGGGAUGUAAAGCUGGAAGGUGGGCGACAGCGACACCCGUCGGGCAGCAUCAGUGCCAAGGAGAUGGUGAUCGGACUGGAGGGAGUGGAGUUAGGAGCAGAUGGAAAGACUGUGUCCUACACCCAGUUCUUGUACCCCACCAAUGUUCUGGGUGGUCGGAGAAACACCAUCGACUCCACCUCCUCCUUCUCCCAGUCCCGUAACGCCAGCCAUCGCAGCCUCAGCCUGGGCCGGGCCAACAGCAACCAGAGCAGCAUGGACACAGGGAAUGACUUUGGGGAGCUCCGGGAGUACGACCCUAAUCUGCUGGAUGAUCCUCAGUGGCCCUGUGGAAAACACAAGAGAGUCCUCAUCUUCCCCUCGUAUAUGACGACGGUCAUUGAAUACGUCAAGCCAUCCGACCUGAAGAAGGACAUGAACGAAACCUUCAAGGAGAAAUUCCCCCACAUAAGACUGACACUGAGCAAGAUAAGAAGCUUGAAAAGGGAGAUAAGAAAACUGGCUCAGGAUGAAUGUGGUUACGAGGAGCCCACAGUGGCCAUGGCUUUUGUCUACUUUGAAAAACUUGUUCUUCAAGGCAAACUGAACAAACAGAAUCGUAAACUCUGCGCUGGAGCCUGUGUCCUUCUGGCAGCAAAGAUUGGUGGUGAUCUGAAGAAACAUGAAGUCAAGCUGCUGAUCGAUAAACUGGAGGAAAGGUUCAGAGUCAAUCGCCGAGAGCUGAUCGCCUUCGAGUUCCCUGUCCUGGUCGCACUGGAGUUCAACCUGCACCUGCCUGAACACGAGAUCAUGCCCCACUACAGACGCCUGCUGCAGGCCUCCUAGCAUUAGUGACCCAUCAGGGGGUCGGCCAGCUGGUUCUCCUCCUGAUUUAACCUUCAUCCUCUCACCUCUGUCCCUGUCACCAGCUGACAGCUUGAAGGUACCACUGGUUGUGACUCAGCUGCAGCCAGACAUCAUGAACAACAACCUCCUUCCUCUCAGAGACAAGGAAUCAGCCAAAGGGACUCACAUUUUCACAGACUCAACACCAUAUUUUUUGCUUUUCAUAAUCACUACAAGGACGCGACAGAAAGGGUUCAUCAUCUCUAUAUCUUUGUAUAUUUUCAUUCCAUCGUCGUAUUUUAAUCUUGACUGUUUUUUUUACCUAACAUGAGAUUUUUUUCUUAUUCCUUAUGACAUCUCUCAUCAUUCGUUUCCUUUGUAUAAACUGUGGAAUGAUGGGUUGCCUCCAGACCAGGAUACAGUUUAAACAAAAGCCUUUGAAAAGGCCGGUUUCUGCCUGGACUGUUCUUCAUCUUUUCUACGUCAUCAGCAUCAAAGUGCACUUUUUCUAAAUACUGUGGGACGUGGGUUGACCGUGAACAAUUUUGUUAUGACUAUUAAUACACUUGGGAACUCAAAAACUUAAAAAAAAAAAAGUCACUUGGAUGUACCUCUGAUUCAUUUUCUAAAGUUUUCUGUAAUUUUCUAGCCACAGCGGUCGGCAUGAUUGUUUUUACACAGGUUCUUGCAGGAAAGACCUGGACGUUCCUCUGUUCACUGAAGUAUUCCUUUUAUUUUCUACCAGUUUAAUGCUUGCCAUGGAUUCCUGCAGACCAGACCCACUUUGUAUCAGUGUUGAAUUUCUUGUGCUCUAUGUUAGAGUGUAUUGCUGGCACAUUUACAGUGCUAUGAUAGGCAUUACAAUUUGUCCAUGACAAAUACGCCAUCAACCAGGGGUGAGAGUGAACAACAAGGGGCUGUGGUUGUAGGGAGAGAUUGAGCCUUAUCUGGUGGAUGUGCUUCAAAACCCUGUGCCAUAAAUAUUUACCUGCUGAAGUGUCCUUAAUCAAAACAUAAAGUCCACAGGAGGACAUUGGUCUUCAACUGAUGCUGAACAUUGAGGACAAUUGUAAUGUUUAAGGAAAAAAAAAAAAAAUUCAACGUGAAUCAGUAUUUGAUUUGAUAUUUUAAAAAAUAAGCGAGGGGGUUUUGCUGGAAAAAGCUGUGCCAAUGUGACCAACUGAUAACAUGGCGUUGUUAUAAUAUUCCUUUUAUUUUUGGCAUGAAUUCCUUUUUAUAUAACUAAAACAAUACCAAGUAGUGAGAAGCAAUCAAAUUAACAUGAAACAAGUCUACCUAAACACUGAAUUAUUUAUUUACUAGUCUUUGAUUUGAACUUGAUUUGGUCCGGACCAAAUGUUGUGAUCAGAAAUGACAAGAAUGACACUACGCUUUUGUUGUGAUUUCAUGAAAACCCAAAGAUUUAGCUGUUCCUUUGGAUUCUCUGUUAGGAAACACUGAUGGGCCACACUUACUACCUGUGUAUGAUUGUAAAUAAACAGCUUGGCUUGUUCAAUCAA
This is a messenger RNA of Cynoglossus semilaevis (tongue sole), 4336 nucleotides long. It is a transcript of the gene cables1, whose product is annotated as Cdk5 and Abl enzyme substrate 1. The coding region runs from base 1164 to 2816 and encodes 550 amino acids. The record is from RefSeq and is a predicted model, not a curated record. Gene Ontology annotation, biological process: regulation of cell cycle; nervous system development. Gene Ontology annotation, cellular component: cytosol. Lineage: Eukaryota; Metazoa; Chordata; Actinopteri; Pleuronectiformes; Cynoglossidae. The transcript has 11 exons.